Messenger RNA from Cylicocyclus nassatus, 585 nucleotides. The record is from the annotation of a GenBank genome assembly. Lineage: Eukaryota; Metazoa; Nematoda; Chromadorea; Rhabditida; Strongylidae.
AUGAAAUGUCUUUUACAAUGUUGCCUCACUAGCGAAAGUAGCAGGUGGUUGUUACUACGGCUUCUAGUGCGUUUCAUUCGCAUCAAUCUGCACGUACGGCUUAUGUGGCGUAUACCGGACGAGGCGCUGAAACUGUGCAAGACUGACCUUUUUCUCGACGUCAACGCUCCAAUUCUCAAUCUAUUUGUGGGUCAUGAGAGGAGCCAGAAAACUGCACAGGCGACGCAGAUGUACUUCACCCAUGCGAUAUUUCCUCAUAAUAAAUCGCUGAUUACGUGGCGGACAACCCCUCUGGACCAACUUUCAGACGAAUCUGUGAUCUUCGCCUCCUACCGUAAACCUACCGUAACCGCACAGAAAGGCACUUUUGCAGCUUGCGCCCGAAACAAGAGCAUGCGGCAAGGUUCGGGAAUUGCCCUCAUGUUUGAUGUUAACAUGCAAGGGGGAUUCUACGGGCUCACAAAUCCUAUGACGAUCAUGAUGUAGUACAUUUGCGGCGGCAGAUUCCAACCGUUACUCUGCAAUUUUCAAUUUGUUGGAGCCGAUCACGGCAUUGAAACCCACCUUUUUUCAUUUUCCUUGUAC